AUGUGGCGCUAUGUUUUGUGGCUGCUCUUGCUUUUGCAGUCCAUUGCCUUUACCUCCGCCAACCUACACACUGAACAACAUGUUCUCGGCGGUAAAUCAUCGAAGGCGACUACGGGCGAUUCAUCUGGGGCAGAAAUUAUCACUGCGCAAGCAGCCGGGCAGACAGUUCGAGAGCCAGGUGCCGAACUUGUCGAAUCUGCUCUAACAGAGUUGCGCAAGCUGUACAAGCCCUUACAUGCCCGCGCACGCAAACCAAAUGGCCUCUUCAGUGCUCUGGGGCAGUUCGUCAUCACAGCCCUACCGACCUUUCGACUCACUGCUUCACCCCCUGAACAGGCAGCCGCAAGCCGUAUGAGCAACGCGCUUCGACAUGCGACCCAGCUUCUCGAGGAGUCGGCUAGGCUGAACAACUCAGACGCACUCUAUAUCCUUGCAGAGAUGAACUUUUACGGAAACUAUUCCCAUCCACGAAACUUCAAAGCCGCUUUCGGCUACUACCAUCAGCUGGCUUUGCUCAACGGUAACGCCUCGGCGAUGUACAUGUUAGGACUUAUGUACUCGACCGGCAUUGGUGGCGCAGUCGAACGGGAUCAAGCUCGUGCACUCCUAUACUACACUUUCGCUGCCAAUAAAGGACAUACACGGGCCGAGAUGACGGUAGCGCACCGGCACCAUGCUGGCAUUGGAACACCAAAAAGCUGUGAAGUGGCUGCCAGGUACUACAAGCGAGUCGCAGACAAAGCCAUUGAAUGGUAUCGGUCUGGCCCGCCGGGUGGGAGAUCAUGGAUUCUCGAGGCUCAUCGCAUCGCCGACGAUACAGGUGGGGCUUAUGGCGAAGGCGCAAGUGUCGUCAGCGCAGGAGAGAACUCUGCCAGAUCACACCCUGAUUCCGAGGCAUCGAUCGAAGAUAUCAUUGAAUAUUUAGAUCUCAUGGCCCAGAAAGGCGACUUCAAAGCUGCAUUCAACUUGGGUCGUAUCUACUACGAAGGGCAGAGAGGCCUGAGUAAAAACAUGGCUAUUGCCAGGAGGUAUUUCCUUGACGUUGUCCAAAAGUAUUGGAAGAAGAACCGCCCGAUUGAGAACCCCAAAGGCGGUCUGGAGAGGUUUGCGGGUAAAGCUGCUGGCUACAUUGGCCGCAUGUAUCUUCGGGGUGAAGGGGUCGAACAAAAUUUCGACCGUGCCAAAUUCUGGCUUGAGCGUGGUUCCUUGCUUAAGGACGCCCAAUCUCAACACUUCCUGGGUUUGAUGUAUCUCCAUGGCUAUGGCGUCAAGCGGGAUCUGCCUCAGGCCAUCGAUUACUUCAAGGCAGCUGCUAGCCUGGACUAUGCAGCUGCUCAGGUACAGCUGGGCAUUCUCUACUUGGACCAAGGCAACACAGAGGACCUGAUUGCCGCAAACCAUUAUUUCGAGCUCGCCAUGCGGUGGGGCCACAUUGAGGCAUACUAUUACAUGGCGGAAGUCAACAUGUAUGGUGUCGGCCGUGAUCCUAAUUGCCAGCAGGCCGUAAGUUACUACAAGAUAGUUGCCGAGAGGGCUGAGCCGAUUGUCUCGUCUUGGGCAGAUGCAAACCUUGCCUACGAAAGCGGGAAUGUUGAGCUGGCACUUCUUGAAUACCUUGGGGCAGCAGAGCAAGGGUACGAGAGGGCUCAGAACAAUGUUGCACACCUCCUUGAUCCAGACAAGUCUCGCCUGCCCUUCCUUCACAGGCUGUUGUCUCCCACGCCGACAUCACCGCUUUUGCAUAACCCGACACUGGCACUGAUCUACUGGACUCGCUCAGCACGUCAGAGCAACAUUGAUGCGUUGGUGAAGAUGGGCGAUUACUAUCUUUACGGAAUCGGUACCGAAGCCGAUGUCGAUAAGGCUGUGCAGUGCUAUACUGGCGCUUCUGAGUAUCUUCAAAGUGCCCAGGCUCUCUACAACCUAGGAUGGAUGCAUGAACAUGGUAUCGGACUGGACCAGGACUAUCAUUUGGCCAAGCGCUACUAUGAUUCGGCUCUCGAGACAAAUGAGGAGGCCUAUCUCCCCGUAACUCUCAGUCUCUUGAAGCUGCGGGUAAAAAGCGCAUGGAACACCCUGACACACGGGAGAAUCAACUCUAUCCAGGACGAACCAGCACCAAAAAAGGAGUGGUCCUUCCGCGAGUGGAUCAACAACUUUCUCCAGAACGAUGAAGGCCAGUAUUACGAGGAAUAUUAUGAUGAGUACUACGACGACAGCAUGCCCGGCGGAGACCCGCUUGACUUUGAGGACGGUCUAACAGAGAGCUUGGUUAUUCUUGGGCUUGCGGCUGUGUUAGCGUUCCUGAUCAUGUAUCGGAACCAAAGACAACAGCAGGUGGUUCGACAACAGCAAAUGCAGGCUCAACAGCCACAACAAGGCCUUGGGCAGCAACAACAACAGGCCCAGGGUCAACAACAUGGACAACAGCAGGCCCAACAACCCGCACAACAUCAAGAACAACAGCAGCAAGAACUCUUCCCACAACCAGGAGAUCCUCAAUUUGGGCAGUGGGCUGUUGGGCAUUGA
Molecule: messenger RNA, 2529 nt
Organism: Thermochaetoides thermophila DSM 1495
Lineage: Eukaryota; Fungi; Ascomycota; Sordariomycetes; Sordariales; Chaetomiaceae
Product: ubiquitin-protein ligase-like protein
Exons: 3
Coding region: 1-2529 (842 amino acids)
Biological process (GO): ERAD pathway
Cellular component (GO): endoplasmic reticulum membrane
Molecular function (GO): protein binding
Source: RefSeq, a predicted model, not a curated record